CGCAGCAUCGGAUGGUGCAUGCACUGUGCUGACGAGCCGUUGCUUGUGGAAACAGCUGGUGGUUUCUGUCAGCGAACACUUCGGCUUGAGAGCGGCAUUAGUAGAAUUAAAAGUUCAAAUUAGACUUGAAACUGACUGAGCGCGCUUUGAUUUUGACCCUCUGCUGCUGUCCCGUCAGACGCCGGGAAAUGUCAUCCUGUAAACGCCACUUUAUCGGGGAGUUGUUAAUUAACAACCUAGCUUGUUAACUGCAGUUCAGUGACGCUCGACGCAGCCGGCGGCUAACGCCAGCUAGCUAGCUAACUUUGUACUGCCAUAGCAACUACCACGAUACAGGUGUUCUGUCAUCGCAGGCGAACCUGCCUGUUUUCUGACAGUGGAGGGCGAGGUUUUUGUUUCGUUUCAGCAUGACUCAUAUUCAUUAUAAAUUCUCCUCCAAACUCAGCUACGACACUGUGGUUUUUGACGGCCCGCACGUCACCCUGAGGGAUCUGAAGAGGCAGAUCAUGGGCAGGGAGAAGCUCCGAGCCGGGGACUGCGACCUGCAGAUCACAAACGCCCAGAACAAAGAAGAGUACACAGAUGAUGAGAGUUCGAUCCCCAAAGGCUCCUCCGUCAUCGUCAGGAGAAUCCCAAUCAUUGGAGGAAAGUCCGGCAGCAGCAAGACCCGCAACGUUGAGCGAUCGGAUGUCCAGCACCACGCCUUUGGAGCCUACAAAGCAAUGGAUGACCAGAAUUCUUCCAGAGCCGUACCCUUUUUCUCCAAGAUGCAGAACCUGGCUGAUGUCGAUGCGUCAGAAGAGGAUAAGAUUAAAGUUAUGAUGAAUCAGUCAACCUACGACUCCAUGAAUUACAACAAGAAGUUUGGUACUGCACUUCCUGCGAACUACACCUGCUAUCGCUGUGGAAAUACUGGACACCACAUCAGGAACUGUCCCACCAGCGGGGAUAAAAUCUCAGAGGCCCCUCUGAAAAUAAAGAAAAGCACAGGCAUCCCUCGUUCCUUCAUGGUAGAGGUGGACGAUCCAAACAUAAAGGGAGCCAUGCUGACCAACUCUGGACGCUACGCGAUUCCUACCAUAGACGCUGAGGCGUACGCUAUUGGCAAGAAGGAGAGGCCUCCAUUCGGUCCACAGGAGGAGACUAAGUCAGAAGGCGAGGAGGACCCUGUACCUGAGGAACUCCUCUGUCUGAUCUGCCAUGACCUGCUGAGUGAUGCUGUGGUCAUACCCUGCUGUGGAAACAGCUACUGUGAUGACUGUAUUCGCACUGCCUUACUGGAUUCAGAGGAACACGUCUGCCCCACUUGCAGCCAAUCAGAUGUCUCACCCGAUACCCUGAUAGCCAAUAAAUUUCUCCGACAGGCUGUGGACAAUUUUAAGAAAGAGCGUGGCUUCACUAAAAGUCUGAGAAAAGGGUGUGGUACCUCCCAAUCCCAAAAUCCAACCCCGACACCGAGCCCUGUCCCCACCCCUCCCCCUCUCGCUGUGCUGAGCCAACCUCAGAAGCCUCACCUGCCAACCCACAGCCAGCAGGACCCUCUCCGCUCGCAGGCUGCAGACACACCGCCAUCGUCUCAGGUGUGUGGGGCUCCGCCCACAGCUACAGGCCCCGCCUCUGCUCCCAACACGCCAAGCACUUCCCUCCAGCCUGCGCAAAGCCACCUGGAGAUACCUGACAAAGAGGCUGAAGAAAAGACACACGAUGACUCAGCAGCUGCUGCCGCCCCGUCUGUGCCGGUUUCACCAGAAGAACCCACUGAUGCGCCAUCGCAGCUGAUACCAAUGGUUAUCCCUACUCCAGUGGCAGAGCAGCCCCAGACAGUCAGUGUGAAUCUACAGCAGCCCUCCUCAGGUCCAGCCCCGAGACCCUACGGGCCGUCACCGUCCUGGGAUAGCCCCUCUUCCUCCUCGGGUUGUCCUAUUGGAGGCUGGAAUGAGUCUAAAACCCAGCAGCUCCCUCCCUCCUCCUCUUCAUAUCCAGCAACUCCUCCACCUCCUCUCUUUCCCUCCCCCAAUUUCCACACAUUCCUCGCCGCUCAUCAGCCUCUCAGCGGUUACCCCCCUGGAUACCCACCCCCCGCGCCCGUCUGGACACUCCCAAACCUCCAGGGUGCCCCCAUCCCUUCCCUGUGCCCCUCUACCUCCAUCCCUGCCCUCAUCCCCAAGGAGUGGUACAGGCAUCAGAGGAAGAAGAAGGAAAGGUCACCUCACCGAGGAUCUUCCCACAGACGCUCUUCCUCUCGUUCUUAUUCAAAGUCUUCCAAGUCCAAGUCUUCUCGCUCGUACUCUCGUUCUUCCAGCAGAUCCAGAUCCCGGUCCAGGUCCCAAAGCAGAUCAAGGCCCCAAUCUCCUUACUCUCGCGAAAGAGACCUCCAAACCCGCUCUCAUUCCUCCCACUCCUAUAGCUAUGGUUACAAACGUUCCCCUACACCGUCCUCGUCAUCUUCACCUCGAGUGGGUUACCGUGCCAGGUCCAAGUCACCGUCAGGUCACCGCAAAAACAGCCAUCAUAGUCGGCAUCACAGUAAGAAAUCCGCUUCGAGCAGCUACAACUCCAGGAGGCAAGGAGAACAGUCCCAGAGGGAAGCGGGGGGCUCGGGGGGAAGUUACCUGUAUGCCCAGCACGCAGAUCAAAGUAGCAGCCUGGACCUGAACACAAAGCGCUACCUGCAGUGGAAAAGGGAGUACAAAGAGUGGUAUGAUAAAUAUUUCCCCAGCUAUGUCGGACACUUCCAGCUGCCUCUUCCCCUCCUCAAUCUUCCUCCUCCUCCUCCUCCUCAGUGGGGGGGCCAAGAAGGAAGCGGAAAUCCCUCGCACGCCAGCUCCCGCGACCGAUUCCAAGGUAGACGCGGCGCGCGGAUGGACGGCUGCUCCCCUCCAUCGCAGUCAUCCAGUGACAGCCGCUCCCCUCCAUCCCAGUCUUCACGUGACAGCCGCUCCACGCCAUCUCGGUCCUCCAGUGACAGCCGCUCCUCUCCGUCGCACUCGUCCAACGACAGCCGGUCCCCUGCCUCUCGGUCGUCCAGCGACGGACGCUCCACGCCGUCCGAAGAUGGAGCUCCGCCGACGGCAUACCAGCAGAGGUGCGCUGAGAAGUCCAGCCGCCUGCCAAUCGCACUUACAAAGGGCGGUAAGGAAGCGAAACCGCAAGAAAGAAGUGAGGACGAUAAGCCGCUGAUGGCGAAGAAUUUGGAGAACCUCAGCACCUUAAAACAUGAGGAAGGAAGAGGAGGGGAGUCAUCAUCCCCUAAUACCGCAGGCUCAACGGAUGACAGCAGAAAGAACAAGAGGAGACCCAACACUGGACCAAAUGUCUGCAAGGAUGGCACCCCAGCACGGGACCAAGCAACUGGCAGCGAUGCCUUAGAACCAGUCCAAUCACUCGUGAAACCAGGUAAACGUUUGGAUAAAGACUACGAAAGAAAAAGCAGAGAACAGAGGAAUUUGGAAAUCGAGAAAGGAUGGAGAAGAGGCAAACAUUCAGACUCCCGGCAGGAUGUGGGGAGACGGCACAAAGAAAGGCCCAGUAAAGAGGCAAGCAGGGCGGAUCCAGACAGACACAGAUACCCUGGAGGCAGCAGGGAUUAUGACUCGAGAUCAGAGAAGAAUAGAAAAAGAAAAGGAGAGGACAUUGGGAGAAGCUCCGUAAAGGCUCAAAGCAGCAAAUGCCUGAAAACUAAAGUUGCAGAGGACCCCAAAACCCGCAAGAGCGAAUCCCCGAAUCCGUUUGAGAGAACCAAGCCGAAAACGGAGAAGAAAAAGGAGAAGAAAACAUGUCCUCUGACAGAGAGAGAAAUCUGGGAGGGAGGAAUAAAGGUGAAACCACAGAAGAAGAUAAGCAUCAACAUAAACCUGGAAGGAGCGAGGAAGGACGGGAAAACUGAGAAACGGGACAUGUCUCAUUCAGAGAGCGUCACAGGAAGAUCAAAGGAAGAAAUGGAGAAGGCUGGUAAUGGAGAGGAGGAGAAGUUAAAUGGAGGAGAGACGAUGAAAGCAAAUGAAAAGAAUGAAUCCAGCAGAGACGUGGAAGGUUUGUCUGAGGAAAAAAUCCAACCAGGUGAAGGAGAGGCAAGACAGAAAUGGGAGAAAGCUACCUUCAGAGAUGAGAUGGGAGAGAUGUUGGAGAAAAUUGCAGGAGAGAAACAAGAUGUGGGAGAGAAGAAAGAGGACCGAGAAAAGGAAGACUUUGACUUAUGGCCCAGCCCCCUUAGAGGAGUGGCGGAGGAAAAGGAGAGGAAGGAAGGACAAGCAAUGGGAGAGUUAUUCGCAGGUACCCGGAAGGAGAGGGCAGAGGGAGAAAGCACAUGCCAGGAAAACAGAGGAAUCCCGCCGGGGGAGUCAAAGCCAAAGGAGGAGCUGAUAAAGGGAGUGAAGUGGAGGAUGAGGAAAGACGAAGAAGAAGAAGAAGACAACCACGACAACACAAUGAGGUCCAAGUCACAAAGGGGCAGAAACGAGAGCCACCAUGACACACCAAACACCGCGGUGCACGAUGGCAGCAGCUACGAGGAUCAUCAGAAAGGGAACACAUGGUUGGAAACUCUGGAAGAGUACACCCAGGACAGAGCUGCAGACCUAGAGGACGAGCUCAAACUCCUACAGGUCCCUCGCCCCAAAUGGGAGAAGGAAGAGUCUGAGGAGGAGGAGCGGGUUGAAGGAGUGAGCAAAGUUCAAACAGAUGCACUUGCCACGUUUCUGCCUUCGCCGUCCGUGUCCGUGACGACCGAGACGACAACCAACAGGGAUGCAGAGAAUGAAGAGAAGCGAGAGAGGUCAGAGGAGACGGAGAGAGAGGAGGCCAGCGCCAUGGAGAGAAGUAGGGACAGGGAGAGAGCGAGAGAGAAAUCCCCCGUUCUGUCCAGUUCACAGAGAAGUGUGGCUCCCUCUAGUGGCAAAGACGGAACUGACAGCGCCUUGUGCACAGACCGAGACGGGGAGAAAAGGAUGGAGAUGGAGAGACAGAGGGACAGAGAGAGAGGGAGGGAGAGCGAGAGGCAGAAAGAGAGCAAAAGAUCAAAAGAGAGAGCAAGGGAGGAAGAGAAUGGGAGAGACAGAAAGAGAGAGAGGGGGCACAGCAGCAUUGCCUCCGCCCAAAAGAGGAACCCUCCCUCCUCUUCUCACUCCUACUCUUAUUCGACACAGAGACAUGACACAGAGAGGAGAGACAGGCAGAGAGGGGGCGACACGGACGGCAACAAGAGUUCCUCCUGUCCCGGCAGGAAAUUCUCCGGUGGCAGAAGCAGGGAAAGCAGCGCGAUGAGCAGAGCUGCCGAACUGCUUGGUCAAAAUACCCACAGAUCAUACAGAGACACGCCACUGGAUUCGAAAUUUAAAGACAAAGACCAUCCCCACUGCUGCCACAAUCCCCAAGAUCCAUCAGGGAACAACAGACCUGCAGGGACCCACCACUCCCCACCUUCCCUCUCUCACAGCCGGGGUAAGGAGAGAGACCCACUCUCCUCCGGGGCGGAGCUGGGUAAGCCCAGAAUGAGCAGCCCUGGUCAGGAGUUCAUGCAGAGCAGAAGUAGAAAUGAGAGCAGGGUUGAAAAGGAGGAGUGGAAGCAAAGGAAGGCAACUAAAGGCAUAGGAGAGAGAGAAAGUCAAGAGAUGGUGUCUGAGAGAGAAGGAGGUAGUCGAUGCAAGGAUGAAGCCGACGAGUUGGACGGACAGACCAAGUGGGAGGGAGGGAGAGAGCUGGAGGAAGGGGAGAGGCCCAGCAGCCGCAGCAACAGCGUCAGUUCAUCAGCAAGCCAGGAGAACAGCAGGGACGGCGAAAGAAAAGAGAAUAAGAACCAAAAGAAGCGCCAAAAGGAGAAGAGACGAUCCUCCCCAGAGCUGCUGGAGGAAGGGGAGCUGAAGAAACACAAACACAAGAAGAAGAUGUCACAGAAAAGCAGAGACGGGGGGGAAGAAGAGAGUAGCGCACGCUAAGCUCUGCUCAGUUAUGUUAUGUUGACUCUCAGAGAAAAGAAAAUGAAAUUUACUUGAAUGAUGUUUUUCCUUUCUCUGUCCAAAAAGUGCCUGGAUUUUCUUUUUCUUUUCUUUUUUUCAACUUGAUUUAGUUUUGCCAGGAUACUUUUUUGUAUCACCUUGAGAUAUGUCCUAUCAAAUAUGCAUCAUCCAAACUGAAAGUGAACAAAAUGUGAAGGAAAAGCACUUUAUACUAUAGAUAAGAAAAUGAAUGUGAAUGAAAGCAAAUGUUAAACCUAGGACCUCUUGAAUUAUUUAGAGUUCAAGGAAUUUGCACAUGCUCUCAACUUGCUCAGGACUGCCACCAACCAUGGUUUCUAUACUGAACCUGUGAUGUUACAGCUUGCAUGGAGGAUAUCUUUUAUUUUGACAAGAGGCCAGUCAGUAAUUUGAUUUGCCUAACACAGAAGCACAGGAGUGCAUAUAGAGGAUUAUUAAAAAGAGUGUAUGAUUAAUUUGAAACAUACUGUGAAUAUUUAUGAUUUGAACCUCUGUGUUGUAUUUUAUUUUGUAAUGUUUAAUUAAAAAAAAAAAAAAAAAAAAAAAA
Molecule: messenger RNA, 6519 nt
Organism: Perca fluviatilis (European perch)
Lineage: Eukaryota; Metazoa; Chordata; Actinopteri; Perciformes; Percidae
Product: E3 ubiquitin-protein ligase RBBP6-like
Exons: 19
Coding region: 408-5933 (1841 amino acids)
Biological process (GO): mRNA processing; ubiquitin-dependent protein catabolic process; protein ubiquitination
Cellular component (GO): nucleus
Molecular function (GO): nucleic acid binding; ubiquitin protein ligase activity; zinc ion binding
Source: RefSeq, a predicted model, not a curated record